Messenger RNA from Lepidothrix coronata (blue-crowned manakin), 2343 nucleotides. It is a transcript of the gene SLC39A12, whose product is annotated as solute carrier family 39 member 12. NCBI's taxonomy places the organism in Eukaryota, Metazoa, Chordata, Aves, Passeriformes, Pipridae. The coding region runs from base 220 to 2331 and encodes 703 amino acids. Gene Ontology annotation, biological process: intracellular zinc ion homeostasis; zinc ion import across plasma membrane. Gene Ontology annotation, molecular function: zinc ion transmembrane transporter activity. The record is from RefSeq and is a predicted model, not a curated record. The transcript is spliced from 13 exons. Gene Ontology annotation, cellular component: membrane.
AAUAAACUAAUCCUCUCCAACUUCCAGAGCACCAUCAAGGAAUUUUAAAAACAUUGGACUUCCAGCAGCUAAAUACUUCUCAGGAUUCAGAAGGCCACAAAGCUAGAUACACCAGCAUUCUUUUUCCCUUCAGAAGAUUCCUCAGGUUUCCAGUUUAAGCUCUGAAGUGCAAACAACAAUCCAACAUUCAGUGCAGAUCCCUGACUGCAAGAAGAGGAGAUGUGUUUUCUGACCAAGCAUUCAGCUCUUGGGGUGGUAUGUUCUGCUUUCAUAUUCAGCGUGCUCAUUGCUGAAGGACAGCCUGGGGAAGAGCAUGGGCAGGAUGGCAGCUAUGCUCCCAGCAGAGGCUAUCUGAUGGAAGUUUUACGCGUUCUUUCAGCUGAAAACACUGAGCUCCACAUGAACCAUUCACGAGAACUGGUCAAAAUGUUACUGGAGAGAGCUGAAUGCCCACAGCGGAUUUAUGGCAUGCAAGAGGAUUGUAAUAUGUGCCUUGAACCAGAUGCUUUGUUGCUAGUAGCUGGAGGAGAUUUAGAAGACCAUCUCAGUGAAGAAGUAUUUGAGAGAAUUUCUCUUAUUCUUCUCUACUACAUUCUUCAUCGCAGAGAUGUAUGUUCUCCAGAACUCAGCUUGAAUAAUAAGGAUUAUAAAUUUUACCUGCAGAGUAUGCUUAGUUUAAGACAUGAUGAAGACUGUUAUUAUUUUUCACGGAAUGAAACUGAAGAUAUUUUAACUGCAGUAAGGCAACAUUUUAAAACUUCUGAAACCGAGUGUGUUGAUGUGAGCACUCUGGAGAAAAAUGCUGAUAUAACGGACAGAGAUGGUGCCGAUGAAAACACUCUUCCACGCCUGGCUGCUUUAAUCAUUACUCUGGCUCUCCAGGGAGUCUGCAUGGGGAAAGCAAGUUUGCCUUCCCCAGAAUUCUUUAUAAAAUAUAUCUUCAGUUCUCUAAACAGUACCACUGAGCUCCAAGUGACAGAACUAGAACAACUACUAAAUGUGCUUACAGCCAAAAAGACCUGCACUGUAAAUGGACAAUUCCACAGUCACAAAAGAAGACGUUACAGUAUGGCAAUCAGAGAUACUGGAAGAAAAAAUAGUCCAUUCAAAGGAAACCAUACAAAAGGAGACUCUCUGAAAGGCUAUUUUGAAGAUCGUGAAAGGAACACAGAUUGGGAUCAGGUUUGUUUCUCUGCCAAUGAACUUGUGAAGAUAUUUUUGAAAAAUGGUUCUUCCUCCAUUUCCAAAGACCACUUCAAGCAAAUCAGUCCAGCUAUCAUUCAACAACUUUUAAGUUGUUCAUGUCAGCUUCCUGACUUCAAGCAGACAAGACUUCCGCCAACAACUGUAGAAAAAUAUGGUUACAGCACUGUUGCUGUUUUACUUAUUACUAUUGGAUCUAUGUUUGGUACAACUCUCAUUUUAUUUAACUCCUGUCAAGAAAUCUAUACACUCGUUUUACAGCUGUUUGUCGGUUUGGCUGUUGGAACCCUUUCUGGAGAUGCAUUGCUACAUCUUAUUCCUCAGACUCUUGGUUUACAUAAACAUGAAGCACAAGACAUAGAACAUUUCUAUGAGGGAAAAGAAUAUAUUUGGAAACUUUUGGGAAUAAUUGGAGGAAUUCAUGGUUUUUUUCUGAUAGAAAAGUGUUUCUUUCUUUUGGUAACACCACGUGAACAGCAGGGCCUUUCUUUAGUUAAUGGGCACUGGGGACAUUCCCAUGAUCUUCCAGUGGAAUCUGAAUUAAAUGAACAUUCAGGCAGAGGCAAAUCUACUUCAACCAUACAGUUGAGAAGCCCAGAAGAUUCUGAAUCUGCUGAAGUUCCUCCGGAGAGCAAGGCGAUCAGCAAAAAAAGUAAGAAAAUCAGCUUGUUAGCAAUAAUGGUUCUGGUGGGUGACAGUCUUCACAAUUUUGCUGAUGGCCUAGUGAUAGGAGCAGCAUUCUCAUCCUCAACAGAAACAGGUGUGACAACGACUGUUGCUAUUUUAUGCCAUGAAAUUCCUCAUGAAAUGGGAGAUUUUGCUGUGCUGCUAAGUACAGGGCUCCCCACGAAGAUUGCAAUUCUGAUGAAUUUUAUAAGUGCACUGACAGCAUUCUUAGGACUUUAUAUUGGCCUUUCUCUAUCAACUGACCCAUCCAUUCAAAACUGGAUUUUUACUGUUACAGCUGGAAUGUUCUUGUAUUUAUCUUUAGCAGAAAUGCUUCCUGAAAUGACUCAUAUUCAGACGCGGCGACCCUGGUUGAUGUUUCUCCUACAGAACUUUGGAUUACUAUUAGGCUGGCUUUGCCUCUUACUUUUGGCUAUUUAUGAACAGAAAAUUAAAAUAUAAGUUUUCUGUUGG